This is a messenger RNA of Baudoinia panamericana UAMH 10762, 3301 nucleotides long. RefSeq lists its product as uncharacterized. Lineage: Eukaryota; Fungi; Ascomycota; Dothideomycetes; Mycosphaerellales; Teratosphaeriaceae. Gene Ontology annotation, cellular component: Golgi stack; cytoplasm; Golgi membrane. Bases 1 to 3012 code for a protein of 1003 amino acids. The record is from RefSeq and is a predicted model, not a curated record. The transcript is spliced from 3 exons. Gene Ontology annotation, biological process: intracellular protein transport; transcytosis; vesicle fusion with Golgi apparatus.
AUGCUUAAAACACCACCGCUCCAGACCGCAACCGCGACAAUCGAGACAUUAUGUGGCAGACUGCAGUCCACGACGCUACUGGAAGACCGUCGAGCAGCAGUCUUGGGGCUUCGAUCAUUCGCCAAGCAGUACCCUGCAUCGGUUGCAAGUGGCUCACUCCGUGAGCUCAUUGCUGUCCUUCGAAGGGAUGGGGUGGAAGGCGUUGGCGACGUGGACACGAUUAGGCUGGUGCUCGAAACGCUGCUCAUGCUGUUCAACCCGGACAGCAAUAGCCCUGAGGCUAGUGAUGAGAUAGCGUACUUCAUGGCUGACGAGUUCUCAAUGCGCCAAGACAAUGUAACUCUGCUUCUGUCACUCCUCGACCCAUCGUCGCCAUACGCGGAUUACUAUUCGCGUCUGUACAGCGUGCAGCUACUCUCCGCCAUCUGCGCCGCGAGACCGGAGAGGCUGCAGGAAUGCGUUCUCAGCGCGCCUCUUGGCGUCAGUAGGCUUGUCGGCACGCUAGACGAUGGUAGAGAUGCCGUUCGCAACGCCGGCUUGCUACUCCUUGUGGACUUGACAAGUGGUGCAAACGAAGAUCUUCGCAAGAUUGUCGCUUUCGACGAUGUCUUCGUCAAAGUAUUCGCGCUCAUACGCGCAGAGGGUGGCCUUGCUGAUGCUGGAGUCGUUGCACAAGAUUGUCUUAGUCUGCUUGCUAACCUGAUCAAAGGCUCUGCGAGCAACCAAACCAUGUUUCGCGAGUCUGGCUGCGUGGCACAAAUGAUCCGGCUACUCCAGGAAGGUUCUCCACCUGAAGACCUCGAGUCGGCGUACGUUCGCCAGGGACGCGAAAAGGCGGCAUGGGGCUUGCUUCAACUGUUGGCAUUAUUCCUCGAGCCUGGCGAGAGGAUUAGCGCACAGAACCAGACGUCUUUCUUCCGUGCAGGUGCCGCGCAGGUACUUAUAGGCCUGGCGUUUAGUGCAGAGCUGCCACCUCCCAUUCGCACAUUGGCGCUCAAGGAUGCGGCGGCUCUCAUCGCGGCGAACGCACCGCUUCAGGAAGCUUUCGCUGCCCUACAAGUGGAAACGCCGCAGGCAAGGACGGAAAAAGACAAGCUUUCUGUUCAGCUGAACGGAACUAGAUCUGGUCCUGCAUCUGCACGAGGCAGUGCUCGACCUAGCGCGGAGCGACCACGCACCUACAUCAUCGAAGCGCUGCUGGACCUUACCCUAAAGCAGCCUCAAGCGGACGGCAGCUUGAGGGCUGCAUCAUGCUCUGUCAUUCAAGCAUACUUGACCAACCACGACAGGAUAAAACUUCACUUCCUGCAACGUGCGAUCGCAGGCUACACAGAGCAUGAAACAGCGGCGAAUGUUCUGAUCACGCUGUUAGCGCGCGAUCAAGACUCAGCAAGCAAAGGCUACGCUUCUUGGGUCGUGUCAGAUCUUGUAUACGACUCUCCUGACGCGAAAGCAGUCCUGGCAGCGCUGAAAGAACGUGUUGAGACCGAGGGCGAGGAUGUGCUCACCUUGAUUCAAGCACUCGGCUCCCACUUGUCAACCGCGCUUCAAGCGACUGAGGAGACACUGGUAGCUGCCUAUGCUGGCCUUAUUACUGUCCUACUGUGGGAGUUUGCUGACGGUGUCGACAAUCUUCUCGCGGAGGGCUCGGGUCUUUUGCAAGCACUUGUGACGGCCAUAAAUUCUGGUGCAAGCAAUCCGGUGAUUGCUGGUUUCGCAGCCGCCUCGCUUGGCACCAUCUACGAGUUUAGUACGAAGGAUAGCCCGAUACCGCGACGGACAUUAGCGCCAUUACUGACGCAAAAGCUUGGCCGGGGCAAGUAUCUCGAAGCUUUGGCCCAGCUCAGGAGAGAGCCUGCCCUCCGCGACUUCGACGUAGAUGGCGCAGCACACGGCGGCUUGUUGAGCAGAGCAUUCGUCGACCUCUUCCUCGUUGAGUACUCCCGCUUGCGCAAAGCCAUCGACAAGGAUCCGGCUUUCGAGGUUUUGCCACUAUCUGCCGCCGAAGGUGGUGUGGACCGCGACGUACUCGAUGAUCUGAGGCAGCAGUUACAGACCGUUAAGGAUGCCCUGGAGCACGCCCAGCGAGAUGCCACCGCCUCGAGCCAACAGCAUGAACAGGACCGGCUGAGCGCAUCCAAGGACUUGCAGACCGCCAAUGCUGAGAUUGACCGACUCCGGCGCAUUAACCAGGCUAUGCAACAAGGGCACGAAGCCGAACUAGGCAAGCUGGCGCAACAGCACGAGUCACAGCGGGCUCAGCUAUCCACCGUGCAUCAGCGAACAAUCGAGCAUUCUAGACAAGAAGCAGCUCGUCAAAUCGAGACACGACUACGCGAGCAAGGCGCUGCUGCGGCGCAAAAGAUCCAAGAGUACGAGCGACGACUGGUCGAGCUGGGCAAUAGUCAUCGGUCAGAGCAGGGCAAGCACGUCGAGACGGUGCGUCAGCUAGAGGCGAUCACCGCUCGACACGCCGAACUUGGAACGAGCGAGAGGACUUUACGGGAGCAGCUCAACGAGCUCAAUCACCAGCACGGCAAGAUGGCGCGUGAGCAUCAGCAACUGCAGACUCGCUCUGCGCAGAUGGAGGUUGAGCUAGAAAAGCUUCGCGCUGACGGUCAGAUGAAGCAGGAGCGCAUCACGUUACUCACAGCGCAACUCAAUGACCUUCGUGAAGAGCUUAAAGCGAGGGAAGACGAACUUGCUACCGAGCGUGCUGGCUUCGAAGACCUCGAGAAGGAGCUCGAAGGCGCCAAGGCCGCUCUUUCUGCCAACAGCCAACCCACUGAGGCGGCUGAGAAGCUGGCAGAACUAGAGAUGCGCUACAGAGAAGCGCAGGAGAACGAGAAGAGUGCGAAGGACGAGAUGGAGAGCAUGCUACUUGUCAUGAGCGACAUCGAGGCUAAGCGGGACGCUUACAGAUCGAAGGUUAAGGAGCUGGGCGGAGAUGUUACGGAAGACGAAGAGGAUGCUGAAGAUGGCGAAGACGAAGACGAUAAAGAUGUAGACUAGCGCCAACUCGUUUAUAUCCCUUCUGUUUGUGAGAAAUGGUUGCCAUAAUGUCGAAGUUCGUCGAGCGGAGCGUGCCGGAUAUUGACAACGACGAUCAUCGGCUUAGGUUGUGGCCACUGUUCUCAUCCCGACGAUUACAAUGCAUUGCUAUGGCUGCACAGGUAGAUUUGCCGCUUACCGUCAACCCAAGAAAAUGAACAUCACCGAAUUCCAUUCUCAUAGCCGUUAAGUGCUACCAUCAACGCCAUAGGAGCGCAGGGACGACGCACAUUGAAGUGGGAAGCCAUCG